AUGUUGACUUCCCCCAUCAAGAUGCAGCACCGGCGGCUGCUCCGCAAAACUCGACAGACUACAGUUGAGGAAGUCGAGGAUGAGGAUGGGAUGUUGUUCCCCAAUAACGGGCGAUAUUUUGAACCUCAGUCGGAUGCUGGCUGGGCACUGCAACGUACCAAGAGGAAGAGGGUGAGGAUCCAUGGUCACCUUUCCGAGGAUGCGGAAGAAUGGGAUCUGGCCCAGUGGCUCGUCAAGAACCUCGGUCAGAUGCGAACCGACAAAUUCCUAAAACUGCCCAUUACACAAAACCGCACAAAACUUUCGUUUCAUAACAACCGCUCAUUCUUGCAGCGCGUGGACGAACUUCCACACGGGCCAGGAUGGAGUUGUAAGAAGGUGACUGUGCGUGGUAACUGCAAGGAUGAGAACGGCGAGAUGUUGCAAGAGGAGGUUGAGUUGUGGUGCCGCGAUCCUGUAGAGUGCGUGAAAGAGCUCAUUGGCAACCCUUCCUUCAAAGAAGAUAUGGCCUACUCACCUGCCAAAGCAUAUGCAGACCGUGCAGGGCAAGAUAGGGUGAUCGACGAGAUGUGGACAGCAGACUGGUGGGGCGAUAAACAGAAAGCCUUGCCAGAAGGUGCCACAAUAGCACCAAUCAUUCUAUCUUCAGACAAAAUGUCCUUGUUGCAGUUCCGAGGGGAUAAAUCGGCGUGGCCGGUGUAUAUGUCCAUUGGAAACAUCGCUAAAGCAAAACGGCGCCAAGCAUCAGCACGAGCGACAGUCCUGAUUGGUUACUUACCAGCAGGCAAACUGGACUGUUUCACCCCCAAUGCACGCUCCUUGGCUGGAUACAGGCUGUUCCACCAUUGCAUGGCUCUACUGCUUGAACCUCUCAUCGGUGCUGGAAACGACGGUGUUGAAAUGGUGUGUGCGGACUCGUGGGUUCGUCGUGUCUACCCAAUUCUUGCAGCAUACGUUGCCGAUUUCCCGGAACAGUGCUUGGUCAGUUGUUGCAAAGAGAACCGAUGUCCGAAGUGCCUUGUAGCAGCAAAUGAGCGAGGGGAUGCACUCAACUCGGCAAUGCGUGAUCCAGAGUCAACAAAAGAUAUUUUGCACAGGCGCAAGAUUGGUCAGCAUCCUCCGGAAUUCGAGGCCAAUGGUUUAUGUGCCGUUUACAAACCAUUUUGGGCUGAUCUCCCUCACGCGGGCAUUUUUCUAGCGUUCACGCCCGACCUUUUGCAUCAACUUCACAAGGGUGUGUUCAAAGACCACCUUGUGAAGUGGCGCAUCGAUAUCAUUGGGGAGGACGAAAUGGACUCACGUUUCAAGGCAAUCCCGAAUUAUCCCGGCCUUCGACACUUCAAGAAAGGGAUAUCGAGUGUGAAGCAGUGGACGGGACAUGAACACAAAGAGAUGCAGCAAGUAUUUGUUGGCUUAUUGAGCGGAGCAGUACCUAGUCAUGUUUUGGUAGUUGCACGAUCUAUUCUCGACUUCUCGUAUUUUGCCCAGCUUCAAGUUCAGAUGACUGAGUCCCUCGAAGCCCUACAAACCGCCCUGACUGUAUUUCACACUAACAAAGACAUCCUCAAGGAGCUCGCUGUUCGAGAGCAUUUCAACAUUCCGAAACUACACCAGCUCUCUCAUUACGUCCAGUCGAUCACGUUGUUUGGCGCAGCUGACGGCUUUAAUACUGAACUUCCAGAGCGCUUACACAUUGAUUUCGCAAAAGAUUCAUACCGUGCUAGCAACAAACGGGACUACGAAGAACAAAUGGCUUUGUGGCUCCAACGCCAAGAAGCCGUAUUUUUACGUAGCGCAUACCUGGAUUGGUUGUCCCAACAGCCUCGCUCUAAGUCACCUGCGGGUCUCACUGGAUGUCAUUCAAACCCAUACAACUUCGACGCAGAUUCGGACACGGACUCGGAGUCGGAAACACCAAAUCUUCCCGCCGCUGAACCACUUCAAGCAACACAUGUCCUUGCGAAAGCCCCCACACAUCCUCACCAAUCCGUUGGAACCAUCAUAACAGCACACGGUGCUACCGAGUUCCUCCCUGCUCUCCGAUCCUUCUUGCUCAAGAAUCUCCCACACAACACCAUAGUCCCUGGACUUCAAGACCGAUUCGAUCUUUAUCAUCAAGUGGUGAUCGUGACGCCACCUGAUUUACGAGUUAGCGACGUGCCACAGCGAAGGCGGAUCAGGGCAACACCAGAAACGUUGCCGUCAGGCCAGAAGCCUGGUAUCCCAGCCCGGUUUGACAUGGCCUUGAUAGCAGACAGGCCUCGCUCUUCUAACUUCCAUACUCUUGAAGGUGUACAUGUAGCCCAAGUUCGCGCUAUUUUCACCCUACCUCGCCAGUUCGGCGCAUAUUCCAGAGCCCUCGCCUACGUCGAGUGGUUCACUCCUUUCAAACCACCAGACCCUGUUUCUCGAAUGCGACAGGUCUCGCGCUCAACACGACAACUUUGCCGCAAUGCCACUGUAAUCCACGUUGACGAAAUCGUGCGGCCGUGCCAUCUAAUACCGAAGAUGGGACAAACAGUAGAUCUGAGGUUGAGAAGCGGAAAUGCAUACGAGGUGGCAAACGAUUUUUAUUUCAACGAGUUCAUUGAUGGCGAAAUGUUUUGCGCAUGUGUUAUAAUUAAUUAG
Molecule: messenger RNA, 2628 nt
Organism: Suillus paluster
Lineage: Eukaryota; Fungi; Basidiomycota; Agaricomycetes; Boletales; Suillaceae
Exons: 8
Coding region: 1-2628 (875 amino acids)
Source: RefSeq, a predicted model, not a curated record